This is a messenger RNA of Candida tropicalis MYA-3404, 1866 nucleotides long. Its product is annotated as peptide transporter PTR2. NCBI's taxonomy places the organism in Eukaryota, Fungi, Ascomycota, Pichiomycetes, Serinales, Debaryomycetaceae. Gene Ontology annotation, molecular function: dipeptide transmembrane transporter activity. Bases 1 to 1866 code for a protein of 621 amino acids. Gene Ontology annotation, cellular component: membrane. The transcript has a single exon. The record is from RefSeq and is a predicted model, not a curated record. Gene Ontology annotation, biological process: oligopeptide transport; transmembrane transport.
AUGACUUCAAAUUCUGACAUUGAAAAAGAAAAAGAGAUAGUUGAAGUCAUAAGUGACGACAAAGUACUUUCCAUUCAAGAUUCAUAUGACUAUGAAGAUCCCACCAACUACUACACCAGCUAUUCAGAUGAAUUCAAUCCUAGAGGACUCAGAAAACCAACGGACGACGAGCUGAAGAAUUUGGCAAGGGUUAUUGGUAAUAUCAAGUACAGUGUUUUCAUUCUUUGUAUCUGUGAAUUUGCAGAACGUGCUUCCUACUACUCCACAAUUGGCAUUCUUACAAACUACAUUCAGAGAAGAGUCCACCCAGAUUCCCCACACGGCUGGGGAGCCCCGCCACCUGGAAAUCCAGACAUGUCAGCUGGUGCGUUGGGCAAGGGGUUGCAAACUGCUUCAGCCUUGAACAACCUUUUGAAGUUUUUGGCCUACCUUUCACCCUUGGUUGGUGGAUACCUCGGUGAUUCCACUAUUGGAAGAUGGAAAGCCAUCCAGUGGGGUGUAUUCUUCGGUUUUGUUGGCCAUCUUUUCUUUAUUUUUGCUAGUAUUCCUGGUGCCAUUCUGAAUGCUAAUGCAGGUUUGGGCUUGUGUAUCAUUGCCAUCAUCACAUUGGCAUUGGGUUCAGGACUUAUGAAACCGAAUUUAUUGCCGUUGUUGUUGGACCAGUAUCCUUACGAUACCGAUGUUGUUAAAGUCUUGCCCACCGGUGACAAAAUCAUUUUGGAUAGAGAGAAAACUUUGUCAAGAUUGACCAAUGUUUUUUAUUGGUCUAUCAAUAUUGGUGCGUUCUUUAUGCUAAGUACAAGUUAUGCAGCUAGAAGAGUAGGGUUCUGGUUGGCAUUCUUUAUCCCAAUGGUGCUUUACAUCAUAAUCCCAAUUUUUUUGUUUAUCAUCAAACCGCGACUCAAGAUCAAACCACCAAAUAGUGACGUGAUGCCAAAUGUAAUGAAGAUUUCCAGUGUUAUUUUUUCGGGCAAUUUCAUCAAGAGAGCAUACAAUGGGACCUUCUGGGACUAUGCCAGACCUUCGAGCAUGAGAGCAAGAGGACGGGAGUACUACAACACCAAGAAGAAAACGCCAAUCACAUGGAAUGAUCAGUGGAUCUUGGACGUCAAACAAACAUUGCAUUCAUGCAAGAUAUUCAUCUACUAUAUUGUGUUCAAUCUUUGUAACGGGGGUUUUACAUCGGUGGAAACCUCGUUAAUUGGGGCAAUGAAGUUGGACGGUGUGCCAAAUGAUUUGUUCAAUAAUUUCAACCCGUUGACUAUUAUCGUGCUUAUUCCAGUGUUAGAAUAUGGUAUUUACCCGCUUUUCAACAAGUAUGGAAUUGAAUUUAGACCAAUAUACAGAAUUGCAUUUGGAUUUGUUGUUUGCUCCUUUUCACAAAUUUCAGGAUUUAUCUUGCAGAGAGAAGUCUACGAGCUGUCGCCAUGUGGGUAUUACUCUACUGGUUGUGACCAACCAGCACCAGUCACUGCUUGGAAAGCAACUUCUAUCUUUAUUUUGGCUGCUGCUGGUGAAUGCUGGGCAUACACUACUGCUUACGAAUUGGCCUAUACUAGGGCUCCUCCAUCAUUGAAGAGUUUUGUUUAUGCGCUAUUCUUGCUUAUGUCGGCAUUUUCUGCUGCAUUGAGUCUUGCUGUAACACCAGCAUUAAAGGAUCCUAAUUUACAUUGGGUUUUUCUCGCUGUUGGUCUUGCUGGGUUUGCUACUGCUGUGAUUAUAUUAGUGCAAUUUUGGAAUUUGCAUAAAUGGAUGGCAGAAGAAGAGAAGGAAAGAGCCCGAUUAGUGAAAGAAGAAGAGCAGCAAAACAAAGCAAUUGGACUGGUUGAUCAUCCUCUUGAAGCCAUUGCCUCAUUGAAAAGCUAA